Messenger RNA from Jaculus jaculus (lesser Egyptian jerboa), 3172 nucleotides. RefSeq names its product chromosome 1 C10orf90 homolog (gene C1H10orf90). Bases 82 to 2499 code for a protein of 805 amino acids. Gene Ontology annotation, biological process: regulation of centriole replication. Gene Ontology annotation, cellular component: centriole; cytosol; centrosome. The record is from RefSeq and is a predicted model, not a curated record. Lineage: Eukaryota; Metazoa; Chordata; Mammalia; Rodentia; Dipodidae. The transcript has 10 exons.
CUUGGCAGGUGCAUUGGAAAACCGCAGGACAGGCCUGUGCCGGCCGCUUCCCAAGCCCUUCCUGCUGCACUCAAUACCUGGAUGAAACAAAGGAAAUUGUGUUUGCCGGGCUGGCGAGCCGAAGUCACGAGAUUCAGUCUCAUGCAGCAUUCUGGAAUGCCUGUGAAAGCUCCCCGGGAGGCGCGUGUGACCGGCCGUGCAGGACAAGCGCCUCGCUGCACUUUUCACAUAACAACCUUUAGAACCGAGCUGAAAAACCAUGUGAUGGUCAUGGAUUUGGUCCAAAGUAACUGGUUCCCCUCCCAGAGACGAGCCCAAGUUUGUGUGGUCCAUAUGUGCCCAGGCCUGAAGACCUCUGAGCAGCCAGCCAGCAGAUACGAGAUCCACAGUAGACUUUUCUCACCCCCCAAAGAUGACUCUGCCUGGGAAAGAAAUAAAAAUCUUUCAAACACAGGAUUUCUGGAUAACCAUUAUAGUGCAAACAAUCAGAUUGCCCUUAAAAAUCUCCAGUCUGAUGUUACAGAGACGAAAUCGGACAUCACCAAGGAGACUCUGGCAUCACAAAACACAAACAUGAUCUCAUCUCUGGUCAUUUCACAGCUGAUGGAUGAGAAGAAAUCGAAGGAAAACGGGGCCUUGUCACGUGCAAUAGCUCAGCCUCGGUUGUGUCCCACGAAGCCAGCUUUGGCCAACCACAGCGCAGUGAGCAUUCACAGGUCAUUUGCUUUACCUCCCGACAGACUGGGAAUUCCAAGUCCCGAUGAACGAGGACUGGGAACAGUACUGCCAGCCAAAGAGGACAGCCUUGGCAGAGGCCCCAGCAGGGGGUUCGCCUCCAUCACCAUAACAGCCCGGCGUGUGGGCCCCCCGACCAGCGCUUUAGUGUGGGGCACUGCUGGAGACCCAGGGUGCCUCAAGUGCAGGAGCAAGGACGCGGUACUCCAGGUUCCUCCAACCCUGGCCAGUGGCUUCCACGCGCGUCAUCAGUACAGUGGACCUGGUGCCUGUGCUGGGUUCCCUAGAAAUGGCUCCGUGGUAAGGCUGAAGGUGCCCCAGUGCCCCACGAGGCUGCGGGCAGGGCACGAGUACUGGGUCACCCACCUGGAUAACAAGGAAGACGUGGUUUCUUCAAACAGCCCACCAUCAAGAAAGAGCCCAUUGGUGUUCAGUUCCUGUGUCCACCUGAGGGUGUCACGCCAGUGUCCCAGCGCAAUUUACUAUUUGGACAAGUCUCUGUGGGUCCCUCUUGAGCAGCCUCGAAUAGCCAGCCCCGAAGUGCACAGAUCUGUCCUGUCGCUCAACCUCCGUUGUAGUUCCCACAGGUUAACAGCAGAUGGAGUCGGCAGCAUAGCCAACGGAGAGCCAAUGAGCGGAGAGCUGAAGCAGGAGACCCGGGAGGGGAAACAGGACCUCCAAGGCCUGCCGCACAGCCACUGGAAGGAAAACCCAGCACUGGAGAGGGUACAUUUGGAGCAUGGCACAUGCCCUUGGAUUGGCUCUCCUCCAUUGGAAAGUGUAGAGUUUGCAGAUGCUGGAAGUAACCAGGUGAUGGUAAGGGAAGAGCGAGAGGACCAUGCAACUGGUCAAGCCAGCAGCCAUGCCAGCCAACUGUCCAUCCACAUUCCUGGCUGGAGUUACCGGGCGGUAGAAACAAAAGUAUUUUCUGGAAGCAGCAAGGAGCAACAAGGAGAAGCGCACGUGAGACUACUUGCUUCCUCAGUGGAACAGACGCCCAUUAAACACUUCUCUCCCGAUGGGGACAGUUCACCAAGCAAUGACUGUCAGUCUAGCAACCUUUCUGAGCCUUCAGAGAGACGGCAUCCGCGCUUGCUGAGACCCAGAGUCACAUUGCCAGGGUUUCUUUGUCCCUUACGAGACUCGGGCACCUCUCUGCAGGAGGACAGAGCUGUUCAGAUAGAAAGACAGUUCCCUGAAGGAGACUACACAUGCUGUGACUUGGUUGUAAAAUUAGAGGAAUGUAAGAAGAGUGAAGAUCCCAAGAUGUCUGAUCCCUCACCAGUACCCCCAGCUCCAGCACCCCCAGAUGGACCAAGGACCCCUUAUCUGUUGGAAGAUGAUUCUGAGCCUCAGCCUCCGCUAGGAAGCUCCAUGACGUUGAAGGAAGCACUGGAGGUCCGGAAGCCUCAGUUCAUUUCUCGCUCACAAGAGCGGCUGAAAAAGCUGGAGCACAUGGUGCAGCAGAGGAGAGCGCAGCAGGAGAGCCUGGGGCAGCGGCAGAGCACCCCGCCCGCCCGCGCCAACAGGAAGCAGUUCACCGUGCCCCAUCCUCUUAGCGACAACUUGUUCAAACCCAAAGAAAGAUGCAUUUCAGAGAAGGAGAUGCAUAUGCGAUCUAAAAGGAUCUAUAACAACUUGCCAGAAGUUAAAAAGAAAAAGGAAGAGCAGAAGAAGCGGGUGAUCCUGCAGAGCAACCGACUCCGUGCUGAAGUCUUCAAAAAGCAAUUACUGGAUCAGCUCCUACAAAGGAACGCCGUCUGACCCCAGGCUUCCCGUGGAGCACAACCUGAACCCGAGAAGACUUCAAACUCUGGACAAGCCAUUAAACGUUGCAUUAUCUUCACGACAUGAAAACAUUUCAUUUACUCUUGAUUUUUUUCACAAAGGAGGCAUCACUUCCUCAAUGUCCCAAACAAGCAGAAACAGUAAUCCUUGAAGCAACAGGUCAACGAUCUAUUAAGGGAAAAAUCAACUCCGUAUGACCCAUUAGAAUUAGUCCCUUGCAUUUUUUUUUGGGGGGGGGGCUUCUAAAUAAAUUCUGCCCGUUGUUUCUGAUGAAUCUGCCACAACAUUUCCAUGCAAGCAGAAAAGCUGUCCACACGUUCAGAUGUAUAUGGGGGUCGUUUUUCAGCUAAUUUUUGGGUCCCAAAUUCUAUCUUAUUUUAAUCCCAAGGGCUGCCAGCUCUGCAAAUUUCAAAUUGUCAUAGUAUGUUUUAAAAUAUAUACCCCAUAAUACUAGAGGCUGACUUUGAAAUGAGCAGGUGAAGAGGCAGAAAUCACAGAGCAAGCGGAGGAGGCCCCCGCCCCCCACUCCCACCUGCUCAGAGCACCUGUCCUUGCUGAGCCAUGUGUCUCUCAGCAGGUGCACUGAGGGCAGAACUGGCUGGACGUGUGGCAGCCAGCUGUAGUGCUUAGGGCACCACCCCUUCCCAGA